ACCAAGACAACCAAACGAACCCUUCUUCACUCUCUUUCAAAAACAACCAAAACCCUAAGGCCUCCCCAAAAGCCUUUACAAAGAGAAAGAAAACCUAAAACAGCAAGAGCCGUCUGUGAAGAAGAAGAAGAAGGAAAAAGAUGGCGAAGUCAAUGAGAUCAAAGAGGGUGAAGAGGCUUCGUGCAAUUCGUAGAGAUAUGGUAGAGCCUUUUUAUGAUAACAAAGACGCUGCUAAGCUUGCUGCUCAAGAAGCCGCUCUCUCUGCCCCUAAGCUUCCAGCACGGGCCUCUUCUACCUCCACCACCACCGCAGCUAUGGACUUGGUCACCACUAAUAUUACAACAUCCUCUGCUAACGCUAUGGAUAUGGAGAUGGCUGAUGGAAAUCAAAGCAUGGGUUCCUUAAAGCCUGUUGGUGGAAUAGGAAAGAAAUCCAAAAGGAAAUUCAAGGUGGGCAAAAGCAAGCGUCGUGGUAAGGGCAUCAGGAGGAAGAGUCACAUUUGAUUUCAUAACAGAUAUUGGUAAUGAUAUUUUUCUUACUGUAAUAGUAACCCAUUGUGGUUAGAGGAGAAUUGUGGUACUUUUAAGAUAGGUGUUUUUUGUAUUCUGAUUCUAUUUUUCCUAGGAUUCAGUUUUGAAAGUUGUUACUGGACAUGAAUGUAACCUGUUCUUUUCUUUUAAUAGAAAUUAUUAACAUGCAUGGAUGAAUUUUGCCACACACAUGCAGGAAACUUUAGUUCUAUCA
Molecule: messenger RNA, 744 nt
Organism: Quercus lobata
Lineage: Eukaryota; Viridiplantae; Streptophyta; Magnoliopsida; Fagales; Fagaceae
Exons: 2
Coding region: 141-503 (120 amino acids)
Source: RefSeq, a predicted model, not a curated record